AUGGGAGAAAUCAGCAGUGGUUCGCUUGAAACUACACCAACUUGGGCGGUUGCGGUCUUUACAUUCGUAUUCUUCUUCUUAGCUUUCAUCAUCGAGACUUCACUUCACCACCUUACAAAGUUUCUUAGGAGGAGGAAAUUCAAAUCCUUCAAAAGGGCUUUGGGAAAGAUCAAAAUGGAAAUGAUGAAGAUGGGUUUCAUCUCGUUGCUUUUGGCAUUCACGGAGGCAUCCAUUCCAAAUAUUUGUGUCACCAAAAGGGUGUCCAAAUCCUUUCUUCCAUGUAGAGAUAUUGCUAUGGAGGCGUCCAUGGAGUCGGUUGUUUUCGCUUCUACUCGAACUCCCGUGCUCAACUCAGACCAAACUGAUCAUUGUGAAUCGAAGGGAAUGGUUUCUUUGAUGUCGAGGGAAGGGGUUUCUCAGCUGAAUAUCUUGAUCUCCUUGUUGGCUGUGUUUCAUGUUCUUUAUUGUAUGUUCACAAUGUGUUUAGGGAUCGCCAAGAUUAGAAAAUGGAAAGCGUGGGAGAAGGAGACUCGAGCUCUUGAUUAUCAAAUGGACAAUGAUCCAAGGAGAUUCCGGCUCACAAGUCAAACAUCUAUUGGGAGAAGACAUCUAAAUUUCUACGCCACUCAUCCACUCUUGGUUUGGCCUGUUUGCUUUAUAAGACAAUUCAGUGGCUCAGUUUCAAAAUCUGAUUACUUCACUCUACGCAAUGGCUUCAUUACGUCCAACAUUGCUGGAGGGUCUGAGUUCAACUUCCAGAAGUUUGUUCAUAGAGCUUUCGAUCAUGAUUUUGUGCAGGUGAUUCAAAUCAGGUUCUGGAUAUGGAUUUUCUCCAUUCUUUUUAUAUUUUUCAGCGCACAUGAGUUCUACAACCAUUACUGGCUCCCAUUCAUUCCAUUAGUGAUUGUAGUUACUGUGGGAACAAAGCUGCAAGUGAUCAUAACAACAAUGUGUGUAGAAAGCAGCAGAAGAAACCCCAUAAGCCAAGGAGAAUUUACAGUGAAGCCUCACGAUCAACUCUUCUGGUUUAGCAAACCCAACUGGCUUCUUUACCUAAUCCAGUUCGUCCUCAUUCAGAACUCAUUUCAGCUGGCGUUUUUCACGUGGACAUGGUUUGAAUUUGGGGUAAAAUCAUGUUUCAACCGAAGGAAUGAAGAUAUUGCUAUUAGGCUUGGGAUGGGCGUUGGAGUUCAGUUGCUUUGUGGAUAUGUCACGCUGCCUCUUUACGCUCUCGUUACUCAGAUGGGGUCGAGCCUAAAGAGGACAGUAUUCACUGAUGAUGUCGUAGAUGGUCUCAAGAAUUGGAAGAGAAGGUCGAAACAGAGGCUUUCCAACAAGCCAUCCUCUUCGACCCGUUACUCCAAAUCAAUGUCUUUCCAUAGUGAACAUCGGAAUAGCCUCAGCCAUUCGUCCGGCCGAGAGAUAUCGCUCGUAGCAACGGCUGAAGAACGAAACUCGACCCGAGGACGAUCUAAUAGUGAGGGUUGCGAUGAAGAAGCUAUUAGCUGCACGCAAAGGGAAAAGUGUAAAGUGGGAAUGAGAUCAAACUAUGAUGGGGAGAUCUCUUUUGCAAGCACAUGGAAAGAAUUGGAGAUUAAGAUGAUUGGAGAAGGAGCUUAUGAGACUCUUUAG
Messenger RNA from Cucurbita pepo subsp. pepo (vegetable marrow), 1632 nucleotides. RefSeq names its product MLO-like protein 12. Gene Ontology annotation, cellular component: membrane. The record is from RefSeq and is a predicted model, not a curated record. Lineage: Eukaryota; Viridiplantae; Streptophyta; Magnoliopsida; Cucurbitales; Cucurbitaceae. Gene Ontology annotation, biological process: defense response.